CUUGGCUACCACUCACAACUUGACGCGGAAGUGGUUUACUUAUAACCGGUUAUUUUAAAAUAUCACUAAAUUAUCAACACUCACUACCGGUUCGAGUUUUUCGUGUAUCUAAAUUCAUUAAACGGGUGUAAAUUUUUUAUUUUUUUGAUUUGUGCACUAAUAAUUAAAUUUUUGCAACCAUGUUGAUUACACUUGUUAGAGAAUCUGUGAUGCAGUGCUUCUGUCAUACUUGCCGAGCGCCUUUACCACCAGCACGGAGACGCGGUGCACCGUUCAAGAAAGUGAACACAAAGCCACGAACAAAACAACCGAAGAAAGUAAAAUUCAUUACAACUGAAAUUAGAUGUCAAGAAAAAACUAAGGGUGGAGUCUGUUAUGAAGUGAUUUUAGCUGAACCGGUUGCUCAACCGGCUGUUUUAAAACGGCCUGUUUCACCAAAAGAGAAUAAAAUGUCUGUUCAGGAUAUAGAAGAAAAGUUAAAGGCAGCCGAAGAACGGCGACUAUCUUUAGAAGCCAAUAAAAUGGCUGCACUAGCUGCUAAAAUGUCCAAAAUUGAGGAAGCAUCAAAGAAAAAAGAUGAACAAACUACUCAAUUUAUCAGUCAAACUAAAGAAGCGUUGGAACAAAAAAUGGAAACACAUGUUGAGAAACGAGAAGCGUAUAUUAGUGAUUUGAAAAGUAAAAUGAAGGAUCAUAUUGAAAGUGUAGAGAAAACUCGUUUAACUUUAGAACAACAAACAAGUGAAGUACGAAAUGCGAUAGAAGAAAAAUUGAAAAUUGCUGCCGCUCAUAGAGGUGAACACGUAAUGAAGAUGUUAGAUCGACUCCGAGAACAUGAGGAGCAAGUUCAAAAAGUUCGCAAUAGUAAUGCAGAGAAAUUCAAUCAACUUGAAACGACUAUCCAAGAGAAAUUAGUACAAGCUCAAUCACGUCGUGAACAACUUGAAUCUGAACAAAAAGAGAAGUUACGAAAUCAUAAUACAGUGAAAAUUGCUGAAAUUCGUCAAACAAUUGGUACACAAGAAGCCAAAAAAUCUGAAGAGAAACAUAAGGAACUAGAAAAUAAACUUACUACAGCAGAAUCAAAUCGAGAAAAGGAAAUGCAGCGUAAAUUAGAAAAUAUUAAAAAGAAUGAACGGCGUGCUGAAAUUGUUCGUCAAAACAAAGCAAAUUUAGCCAGCAAAGAAAAUGAAACUGAACAAGUGACAGCUUCUUCAGGCUAAAUAAUAUGAGGCAACAGCAUAUAGAGGGAAAGCUUACAAUAAUUCUGAUUUCCCCCAUCACGACUGCUUCUCAAUACAAACUAUAUAAUAAUUAUGAUUAAAAAAUGUAUAACAAUUUUGCAGCGUACUAUUUUAAAUGUUUCUCCCCUCCUCUAUAUUUUAAUUCCAAAUAUAUGAUCAUAAAAAUAAUAUAAAAUAUUAUUCUUGCAAUUAUAUAAUAAUACUCUAAUUUUAUAUAGUCUAGAAUCUAGACAAAAACAAACCCUCAGUGCCCAUUUCUUUUCUCGAUUUCUCUUAUAUAUAUUAAAAGAAUCCUCCAAUCAGAAGUAGUGUGCUUUGAUUAUUAUUCAACUGAUUUUUACAAUUAGUUACAAAAAAUUCAAUCACUUUAAACAGCCAACAACAAUCGAUGCUCAUUGUAGAAAAUCUUAACUAAUCAUAGAUUGUUAAUAAUGUUAAUAAAAUAACGUAUCAAAUGGAAUACAUUUCGAAUUUGCUGUUUUUAAAAAAAUGAUAUUUUAUUUCAAGAAUUAAAUAAUGGAUGCACCAUCUUUUAUGUCGGCAUGUAAAUAUUGAAUAACUUUGAAUGAAAACAACUGAUUUGAUGUAUAUGAGGGAUUUUUAUUCAAUUUGGACGCCUCUAUUGGCCAAAAGAGGCGUCCAAGUGAAUGCCUCUAUUGGCAUUUUUACUGCGUUUUCCAUUAUCUUUUCGAGCAUUUCAGCGACAUGGACGAUCUGUCAGCAAUAUUAUUUGUGUUAAUUGCACUUUAUAUGGAAAUAAAUCCAAUUUUUCCUUCAAAAUGCUCCGCAAAGUAGUUUCACUGACGCAAAAAUCCUGAGCGUGGUGACGAUACGUCACUUUUGGAUUCAGACCGCUUCAACUUUUUCAUUAGAACGCCUUGGUGUUUGAUGAUUUCCUACUGUUCCGUGCUUAACAAAAUUCGACACAAAGCGCAAAUAUUGUUGUCACAUAGUGUCUGUUGGCCAUGAUAUUUUCGGCGAUACGCACGUUGAGUUAACACAACUGAACGACUAUUUUCAAUGCAUAGCGUCACUAUUUCGAUGUGAAGCGAUUCCUGACUAAAGUUUACUGAAUUUACGUUUAAAAAACGUGGUUAAUCAAUUCAAUCAAUGGAAAAAUAUCAAAAGUUAGUCAGUGUUUACAUACCGACAUAAAAGAUGGCGCACUCUAUAUAUAUAAAACAAAUGUAUUUUCUAUUGUGGAAUUCCGCCAUUGUCUGGAGUCACAGUAAUAGAAAUUUCAAUCUCAACAUACAUACGCACAUUAAAUUCAUUGUGUGGAAAUUCCUUUUUGUUUUGAUAUAAUAUCUACGUCAUUAAUAAAAUUAGUGGGUUUUUUUAUAUGAAAGAAGAUUAAUAUAAAUUCCCCCCUCCCUUUUUUUAAAAGAAAAACAAUACAAUUACAUGUAGUAAUUUUUCAGUAUUGAUACUUAAGUAUAUUAAAUGUAUAAAUUUUAAGAUUAUAGAUGUUUUCUCAUGUUUGAAAAAAUUAUAUAAAAGAAAAAAUGCCGCUGUGUGCUCUUUAAUUUUUGGUUGGUUUUAAUGUCAGUGUGUGCCUCGCAAAAUUAUAUUAUAAAAAAAAUUCCAAAUUAGAUGAAUACGUAUCAAAAAUAACUUAAAGAACGCCUGACUGAUUUUUUUUACAUUACAAAGUGACAUAUCUUUCAUUUUCUGGUCAUCAAGAAUAUCAAAAUGCUUUUUGCUCAAAAAUAUAUAUCAAAUCAGAAAGGUAGAUCUAUAAGUUAAAUAUGAUGACUGCCCUGUGUUAUCUGAAUUUAAAAUGUAGAUUUAAUAAUAAAAUAAAAUAAAACAAUAAUGCCUUCUAAUUGAUUUUAAAAACACAGUUAAUGUCUAGCUAAAAGAUUAGAUUUAAUACUUAAAACUUAUUUUUAGUAUAUUUAGAGUAAGUUUUGUCUCAUCAUUCAAAAUAGCUGCCAAUUUGUAAUUUAACUGCCACUACACACGUCAAAUAAUUUUUAUUAGUUAGUUUGCAUUAUCAGUAAACACAAACUAAUCAAAGAACUGUUAUUAUCUUCAAAGCGCCUUAUUCAGAGUAAGAUAUCUUUCUGAAAAUCUGAGUAGUAAAUUUUAUAAAAUAAGUUACUUUCCAUUUAGAAAAACACAAUUUAAGAGGCGUAUCUAUUUUAUAAACAAGUUAACGACUGAAUAAAAUACUGAAUUUAAGUUUUAAGUAAAUAAAGUUGGUUACAAUUGUGGGGAACAAUUUAGGGAAUGAUUAGGGAGUGAAAAUAUUAGGUAGAAAUUUUUUUGUAAAUUUAUGAACGAACGGAGAGCGUGUGGACGUGACAAAAUUGUAAAUGUUUUAAAAAUUGAAGAAAAUACAACGCGCAUGCUCUGUUUGCAUAUUAUAACAAAUAUAAAUAAUAUUGAUUGAAUGGUUUUUUAAUAAUUAGGCACAAGCUAGCUUCUGUGAUGAGUUAUUAAUUUUUUCUAUACAGUCUUUAUAAAAAAAAAAAAUAGG
Chrysoperla carnea is the source of this 3726-nucleotide messenger RNA. It is a transcript of the gene stai, whose product is annotated as inner centromere protein. The coding region runs from base 180 to 1223 and encodes 347 amino acids. NCBI's taxonomy places the organism in Eukaryota, Metazoa, Arthropoda, Insecta, Neuroptera, Chrysopidae. The transcript has 7 exons. Gene Ontology annotation, cellular component: neuron projection; cytoplasm. Gene Ontology annotation, biological process: microtubule depolymerization; neuron projection development; regulation of microtubule polymerization or depolymerization. Gene Ontology annotation, molecular function: tubulin binding. The record is from RefSeq and is a predicted model, not a curated record.